AUGUAUAGGCAGAAACUGUUUCAAUUAUUUCCUUCUAUAAUGACUCAUCAUGAUUCCUUGGAAUCAUUGGGAUCAGCAUUGUCAUUUAUUCAAAAUGGUUCACCAUCUCUAUUACAACAUGUUGAACCAUCUCCAUCAACAUCUGAAGAUCCUUUAAAAGGAAUAACCAAAGAAAUGAAAUUAACAAUUGUUGAUUUGGUAAGACAAUCUCCAUGUAUAUGGAAUUACAAUAACCCUGAAUAUCGAUCAACUCCCUCUAAAAGAGCUGCAUGGAAUAAGUUAGCAAAUCAAUUGAAAAAUGAUUAUCCUGAAACUCCUAUACUUCAUGAUCCUGAUAUGGUUAAGACAGUGUGGAAAAAUUUAUUAGACUAUUGGCGUGUUGUGGAUAAGCGGAUGAUCCAUAAAGAUUCAAAUGCUGAGCCUAGUUGGACAUAUUAUGACCAUAUGAAUUUCCUAAAACCAGUUCGUGGAACAGAACUUAUCAAAGCACGAAACUCAAGAAGAGAUGCAAAAGCUAUUAAAAGAGAAAGAAGCAAAGAUGCUGAGACACCAGAACAACAACCAAACACCAUAUUUCAACAGUAUAUUAAAGGAUUUGAAGCACUACAAAAUCAAUGGUCAACAUUUCAUCCAGAAGUCGAAAUACAACCAAGACCUACAACAACUACAACAACGACGUCGGCAACGACAACAGCAACAACUGACAAAGAAAAUGACUCCAUCAUUGAGUUAAAAAGAAUAAAAGUUGACAGUGAAUCGGAUGGCAAUACAGCUUCGGAUGAGAGAGCAGAUGAGGAAACGUAUAGGCAUUUUUCCGUGGAUUAUGACGAACUAAACAUUGACGAUAUUGCUAAGUACAUUGCUGCGUUAGAAACAAGACUUCAAAGUGUGAAAAGAGGAGAUAGAAAAAAUUAUAUAACAUGUCUAAAGAAAGUAUGGGAUGUUGUGUUUGAGUAUGAGUUGCAGGCUUUAAAUAAUCAAGACCAUGAAGUUGUGUAA
Molecule: messenger RNA, 999 nt
Organism: Strongyloides ratti
Lineage: Eukaryota; Metazoa; Nematoda; Chromadorea; Rhabditida; Strongyloididae
Product: MADF domain-containing protein
Exons: 4
Coding region: 1-999 (332 amino acids)
Biological process (GO): regulation of transcription by RNA polymerase II
Cellular component (GO): nucleus; transcription regulator complex
Source: RefSeq, a predicted model, not a curated record